AUGGCUAAGCUUAAAUGGAUCCUUGACAAGGCGGCUGUAGAGAAUGAGCCGGGGCUUAGCAAUGCCCAACUGAUGCUGACGAAUAAGGAUUUGCGGCCAGUGGAACCCGAACGGCGUCAAUGGAAAUGGCUCAAUUUUGUUGCUUUCUGGAUUGCGGACUCCUUAAAUAUCAACACAUGGAUGAUCUCUUCCUCGAUGAUCGUGGACGGACUGUCCUGGUGGCAGUCCUGGAUCUGCGUCUGGGUUGGAUAUUUUGUGGCUGCUUCCUUUGUGUGCCUGACUGGUCGUAUUGGCGCUGUCUAUCACAUUUCCUUCCCGGUUACAGUUCGAGCGUCAUUUGGAAUCUGGGGAGCUUUCUGGCCGGUCAUCAAUCGCGUGGUAAUGGCCGUCAUUUGGUACGGUGUGCAGAGCUAUAUCGGAGGCCAGUGUGUCACAUUGAUGAUUGAAGCGAUUUGGCCAAGCUACCGAAAUCUUCACAAUGGUCUAUCCGCCAGUGCCGGCGUGGACACCAAGAACUUCCUCAGCUUCUUCCUAUUCUGGCUGUGCUCGCUUCCUGUCCUAUGGUUUCCCGUUCACAAAGUCCGCCACUUGUUCACCGUCAAGGCGAUCUAUUCCCCCAUUGCCGCCAUUGCCUUCUUCGCCUGGGCUAUCUCCCGUGCCCACGGUCUCGGACCCAUCAUCCACCAGUCCAACACAGUCCACGGAAGCGAUCUCUCAUGGGCAAUGGUGAAAGGAAUCAUGUCCUGCAUCGGAAACUUCGCAGCACUGAUCAUGAACGACCCGGAUUUCUCCCGCUUCGCACGAACACCAAGAGACGCCCUAUGGUCCCAGCUAUUCACGAUCCCCGUCGGCUUCGGCAUCACCUCCUUCAUCGGCAUCAUCGUCUCUUCUUCCUCAGCGGUAAUCUUCAAAGACGGCUACACCUGGAAUCCCCUCGAACUCCUCGGCAAAUUCCUCGACGGAGCCAGUUCCGGCCAGCGCUUCGGCAUCUUCAUCAUCGCCACUGGCUUUGCCCUCGCCCAGCUCGGAACCAACAUUGCUGCAAACUCCGUCUCAGCCGGAACAGAUUUGACUGCCCUCCUACCCAAAUACUUGAAUGUCCGACGCGGCAGUUACAUCUGUGCCAUCGUCGGUCUAGCCAUGUGUCCCUGGAAUCUCCUCUCAACCUCAAACAAUUUUACCACCUAUCUUUCCGCCUACUCCCUCUUCCUCUCCGCCAUCGCCGGCGUCAUGCUCUGCGACUACUACAUCGUGCGAAAAGGCUACCUGAACAUAACACACCUCUACAGCGCCAGCAAAUCAGACGCUUACUACUACACCUGUGGCUUCUCCUGGCGUGCCUAUACAGCCUACAUCUGCGGCAUCAUGAUCAACAUCGUCGGCUUCGCCGGAGCCGUUGGUCGUAGUGUCCCUGUCGGCGCGCAGUAUAUCUACAACGUCAAUUACUUUACCGGUGUCAUUGUUUCGGGAACUGUGUAUCUCCUGCUGACGCGGUUAUUCCCUCUCCCGGAGACGAGUGCCACUUGGAAUGAGGUUGAUAUUGAUGCAGAGGUCUUAUCUUAUGGGAAGGAUCCGAAUGAUUUGGAGGGCAGUGGAGAUGGAAGGAAGUCGUUUGAGGAUGGCUUUGGGCUUGAUGGGGAUCGGAAGGGGAUGAGUGCCUUAGGGAAGAUGGUUUAG
Molecule: messenger RNA, 1677 nt
Organism: Penicillium bovifimosum
Lineage: Eukaryota; Fungi; Ascomycota; Eurotiomycetes; Eurotiales; Aspergillaceae
Product: nucleobase cation symporter-1 family protein
Exons: 5
Coding region: 1-1677 (558 amino acids)
Biological process (GO): nucleobase transport; transmembrane transport
Cellular component (GO): plasma membrane
Molecular function (GO): nucleobase transmembrane transporter activity
Source: RefSeq, a predicted model, not a curated record